AUGGCCGAGAAGCGGAGGGGCUCGCCGUGCAGCAUGCUAAGCCUUAAGGCGCACGCCUUUUCGGUGGAGGCACUGAUCGGCGCCGAGAAGCAGCAACAGCUUCAGAAGAAGCGGCGAAAGCUGGGCGCUGAGGAGGCGGCCGGGGCCUUAGAUGACGGAGGCUGCAGCCGCGGCGGCGGCGCCGGCGAAAAGGGCUCCUCCGAGGGAGAUGAAGGCUCUGCGCUCCCGCCGCCGGCUGGGGCGGCUUCCGGGCCCACCCGGAGUUGCGCAGACCUGGAGCGGAGCUGCGGCUCCCGGGGAGCCGCGGGCGGCUGUGAGGAUGGCUUCCUGCAGGGCGCUUCCCCGCUGGCAUCCCCAGGAGGCUCCCCGAAGGGGUCCCCGGCGCCCGCCCUGGCCCGGUCCGGGACCCCGCUGCCCUCGCCGCAGGCCCCGCGGGUGGAUCUUCAAGGAGCUGAGCUCUGGAAGCGCUUUCACGAGAUCGGCACGGAGAUGAUCAUCACCAAGGCGGGCAGGCGCAUGUUUCCAGCAAUGAGAGUGAAGAUCUCAGGAUUAGAUCCUCACCAGCAGUAUUAUAUUGCCAUGGAUAUUGUGCCAGUGGACAACAAAAGAUACAGGUAUGUUUAUCACAGCUCUAAAUGGAUGGUGGCGGGCAAUGCUGACUCCCCCGUGCCACCCCGCGUGUACAUUCAUCCGGACUCGCCUGCCUCGGGGGAGACUUGGAUGAGACAAGUGAUCAGUUUCGACAAGCUGAAGCUCACCAACAACGAGUUGGACGACCAAGGCCACAUUAUACUUCAUUCUAUGCACAAAUACCAACCGCGAGUCCACAUCAUCCGUAAAGACUGUGGGGACGAUCUUUCUCCCAUCAAGCCGGUUCCAUCUGGAGAGGGAGUGAAGGCAUUCUCCUUUCCAGAAACUGUUUUCACCACUGUCACCGCCUAUCAGAACCAGCAGAUUACUCGUCUAAAGAUAGAUAGGAAUCCCUUUGCCAAAGGCUUCCGAGACUCCGGGCGUAAUAGAAUGGGUUUGGAAGCCCUUGUGGAGUCAUAUGCAUUCUGGAGACCUUCACUACGGACCCUCACCUUUGAAGAUAUCCCUGGAAUUCCCAAGCAAGGAAACACAGGUUCCUCUACCUUACUCCAAGGUUCUGGGAAUGGUGUUGCGGCCACCCACCCUCAUCUUUUGUCCGGCUCCCCUUGCUCAUCUCCUGCCUUCCAUCUGGGACCCAACACCAGCCAACUGUGUGGUCUGGCCCCAGCUGACUAUUCCGCCUGUGCCCGCUCUGGCCUCACCCUCAACCGAUACAGCACGUCCUUGGCUGAGACCUACAACAGGCUCACCAACCAGACAGGGGAGACCUUCGCCCCUCCCAGGACUCCCUCCUACGUGGGCGUCAGCAGCAGCGCCUCGGUGAACAUGUCCAUGGGCGGCACGGAUGGAGACACCUUCAGCUGCCCACAGACCAGCUUGUCCAUGCAGAUUUCAGGGAUGUCUCCCCAGCUCCAGUACAUCAUGCCUUCACCCCCCAGCAACGCCUUUGCUGCUAACCAGACCCACCAGGGUUCCUACAACACGUUCAGAUUACACAGCCCCUGUGCCUUGUAUGGGUAUAACUUCUCCACAUCCCCUAAACUGGCUGCCAGUCCUGAGAAAAUUGUUUCUUCCCAAGGAAGUUUCUUGGGGUCCUCACCAAGUGGGACCAUGACGGAUCGGCAGAUGUUGCCCCCCGUGGAAGGCGUGCACCUGCUUAGCAGUGGGGGUCAGCAGAGUUUCUUUGACUCUAGGACCCUAGGAAGCUUAACUCUCUCAUCAUCUCAAGUAUCUGCACAUAUGGUCUGAUGAAGCCUUUAAGUUAAACUACAUUCAAAUCCAGCUAAUGUAUUUUCUUUCUUCAUUUUCUUUUAUUACUUUUUUUUUUCUCUUUGGAAAGCAAUAUGAAAAGAAACUUAUCAAGUAGCUUGUAAAAUGUAUAUAUAAUAGAAAAUGAAGGCUCACUGAGGUUUUUGACUUCCUUAUGGUGAGACUGUGAUUAGCUAUGGUAUAUAUGUAUACUGUAUGUGGCAUGUGGAGUUUGCAGCCUACAAAACCACAUCCUCCCUCUAUUUUUCUCCCCAGUUGGACAGAGUAUUGGCAUACAUGUAGUAUGUUUAACCAAAGUUCUUAUACUUAAAAAAAAAAAACAGCAAACUUAAAACUUGGCAAUGAUACUAACCAGACUAAGAAGUAUAACUUAAUUUAUCAGGAAAAUGCUCUACACAGAUUUCCUACUUGAGUGUUGAUAACCAGCAGUAAACCAGCACACAGAGUCUUGCGAUUUGUUAUUCUUGGGCACAGUGUGAGAACCUAAGAUGCAAAAGCCAGUUGAAGUCUUAGUAAUAGUUCUGAGGUAUUUGUAAUCAUGAAGGAUUAGCUUUUGCGUUCCUGCUUGUUCUUAUUUAACACAUCUAUUAGGUGACUUUGGUCCUGUAAAAAUUCAUAGUCCAUAAUAAUUAUUUCCCUAAAGAAGAUAGAGAGGCUUGUAAUUUUUUCACUUUCUGUCAGAUAUAUAAGAGGUAUUUAUUCAUAUGCAGAGAAUAAAUUUCCAAUGUUUUGGACUUUCUUGGUUCAUUUUAUUUAGUAUCAAGUAGACCAAUAAAUAUUUUAAAUUCCAGUUUUCACCAGGAAAGGAAUAUGUGACAUGACUGGAAUGGCAAAAAGAAAAUAAAUCCACCUCAAAUACUUUGAUUCCAAUGAAAAAUGUCUAACAUUUUAAAUCAAGAGGAAUAAUAUUUUCUGCUUUCCCUUAGGUUUUUAUAGUGUGGUUUUUUUCAUUCAGGUUUCUUUUUCCAUCUUGCCUUGAGAUUCCUGACCCAUGAUCUAGAAGUAAAGAGAAAAGUCACUUACACUACUUAUUUAUGUGUCGAAAAUUCCUGCAAAUUGAAACCUCCCCCCUCCCUGAACCUUGUCCUUUUGUCUGAGUCUUUCUCAAAACAGAUAGAUUCUAGGCCUUCCUGGUGUUAAAUAGCGCUGUAAGGAAUUUCAGGAGGUUAUCUCCGGCAAUCUGUCUUUUGGGGGUUGCAGUGCAAAGGCCAAAACCCAUUACUAUAAAGUCCUUCUUGGAAGACUAAGGAGGAAGAUACCAAUUAUGAUAAAGGAGCUGUAAAACUUUUAACCUCAACAUCAUUUUUAGCCUUGAAACUGGAAAAAAAAGAGAAAAAACGGCAUUAUUUUUAAAAAAUCCACAAAAUAAUGUGUGCAUGGUUUCAAAACAAGUAGUAACUUUGAUAGCACAAAAUGAGAUUAAUAGGAAAAGUUAAGAAUGCAAGGUGAAGAGCAUUACCAUCUAUUUGUUGAGAAUGAAAUUAUGUGUCUGGACAUUGACUCAUUACGUCUCAUAUGUUUGUCAAGCAAAAGCAGUAGGGUUUCCUUUCAAUGCUAAACAUUAUCCUAUCCCUAGUUUGAUGGGUAAAAAAUGUAGUUCCUAAUUUGCUUCUUUACUUUAAAGCAGCAUGGAUGUUAUAUGUUUAGGGAGAUUACUAUUUGAACAGUAUUUUCACACAAUGUGACUCUUUAUACAUACUGAUAAAUUUCCUCAUGGAUUCUCUAGCAAUUCGUCAAGUGAGUAUUGAUCUUUAAAUUUAAAAUUAGUGUGAAGGUACAUGACAUAUUUCCAAUAGUUAGAUCUAUGUAACAUGUUUGUGUAUGGUAUUAAUAGCUUGAUAAAGAUUUGGGAAAAGUCCUUAUUAUGAACAUAUCCCAGCCUCAGAAUCUGGCAUAAUUUCAGGAGAACAAGAGGGUUUUCCAUCUUGAGAAAACAUGGAAAGUAGUGAUCUAUUCCUAUAUAUAUAAGAUGAGAAUUUUCCUUUUUCCUCUUUGUGAUUUGAGAUGAUACCACAAUACGAGGAGAAUUUUUAAUCUUUUCCUUUUGAUCAGCAAUAUUGUACAAGUGCUAUUUCCUUUAGGUUUUAUUGUAAAUAUGAAUCUUCAUGUCACUUCAAAGACUAGCCUUUUAUCACUAUAUUAAAUGACAUACAUGCAUUGAUAAUUAUAAUUAUAUAUCUGUAUUUUAUUAAAAAAUACUUAAGAAAUUAUAUAUUAAAGUGUGUUACUAAACCCUU
Dama dama (fallow deer) is the source of this 4097-nucleotide messenger RNA. It is a transcript of the gene TBX18, whose product is annotated as T-box transcription factor 18. The coding region runs from base 1 to 1839 and encodes 612 amino acids. Lineage: Eukaryota; Metazoa; Chordata; Mammalia; Artiodactyla; Cervidae. Gene Ontology annotation, molecular function: DNA-binding transcription factor activity, RNA polymerase II-specific; RNA polymerase II cis-regulatory region sequence-specific DNA binding. The record is from RefSeq and is a predicted model, not a curated record. Gene Ontology annotation, biological process: regulation of transcription by RNA polymerase II; cell fate specification; morphogenesis of embryonic epithelium. The transcript has 8 exons. Gene Ontology annotation, cellular component: nucleus.